This is a messenger RNA of Paramecium tetraurelia, 705 nucleotides long. RefSeq lists its product as uncharacterized. NCBI's taxonomy places the organism in Eukaryota, Ciliophora, Oligohymenophorea, Peniculida, Parameciidae. The transcript has a single exon. The record is from RefSeq and is a predicted model, not a curated record.
AUGUCUUAAGGGACUAAUAAACAAAUUGAUUUCUUGAAGUAAGAGAUAGACAAAACCAAUGUCAAAAUCAAGAAACUACAACUUAAGUUAUAAAAUGAAAAAAAAGAAUUAAAAGAGAAAAGAAUCCUAUUCAAUGGAGUUAAAAGCCAAUAUGAAAAAUACUCAAAUUUGGAGGAAAAAUAAACAAAUAAUUUUUAUAAAAUCCAGGAGAAACUGAGCAAAUGCUAGGAAGAGGAAUAUUAAAAAUGCGUUGAACUAUAAAAGGAUAAAUAUUAGAUAUCCCUAAUCGAUUACGAAGUCGACUCAAAGGCAUUCUAGAAGGCCCCCUUUACUUAGAAACAACAAUUCAUUGAGUUCAGAGAGCAGGAUGAGAUUGCUUUAAAUGAAUUGGAUGAAAUAGAAAGGGAGAAGAGGAAAAUGAAGAGUAAGUAAAAGGAGAGAGCUCAAUUAAUUAAGAAAAUAGAGGUAACAGCACCCAAGUUGUAAUAAACGGGGAGGCAAUUAAAACACAAUUAAUAUUAGAAAAUUUAUUAUGAAUAGAUGUUGGAUGAUGUGAAGUAUUAUAUUGCGUAGAAAUAAACUUAUAUUUCUGAUUUGGAAUAGUCGAUCAGUCAAUAUUAACAAAUUUUAGAUGAGUUGAAUUCGGACUUAUAGAUUGGGAUGAUGAACAAUCUGAAUUUUCAUAAUUGUUCUCAAAAACAUUGA